AUUCUUGUUUAUUUAAAAACUGAACAAUAUUUUGUAUUCAUUUGUCUCCUUCCUCUUCGUCAGGAGCAGACGCCCGUCAUCGAGUCGACGCCAGAUAUCCACGCUCAGCAGCCAAUCAGAUCACUGUCACACAACUCUUCACGCAGAACAAGCAGAGACCCUCUCUCUCUCACAGACUUCAAACUGGUUGCAGUGCUCGGCCGGGGACACUUUGGGAAGGUGUUGCUGUCAGAGUACAAACAGAAGGGCUCUCUAUAUGCCAUCAAAGCUCUGAAGAAGGGAGACAUCGUAGCAAGGGAUGAAGUGGAGAGCCUGAUGUGUGAGAAGCGGAUCUUUGAGACGGUGACCGGCUCGCACCACCCCUUCCUCGUCAACCUGUUUGCAUGUUUCCAGACGCCGGAGCACGUGUGUUUUGUGAUGGAGUACACGGCGGGGGGGGACCUCAUGAUGCACAUCCACGCAGACGUCUUCUCCGAGCCCCGCGCUGUGUGAGUCCAGUGUGUGUG
Notothenia coriiceps (black rockcod) is the source of this 506-nucleotide messenger RNA. RefSeq names its product serine/threonine-protein kinase N1-like. Lineage: Eukaryota; Metazoa; Chordata; Actinopteri; Perciformes; Nototheniidae. Gene Ontology annotation, molecular function: protein serine/threonine kinase activity; ATP binding. The annotation marks the transcript as partial. Gene Ontology annotation, biological process: peptidyl-serine phosphorylation; intracellular signal transduction. The transcript has 4 exons. The record is from RefSeq and is a predicted model, not a curated record.